Messenger RNA from Trichomonas vaginalis G3, 1929 nucleotides. Its product is annotated as regulation of choline O-acetyltransferase protein. The transcript has a single exon. Gene Ontology annotation, biological process: proteolysis; cell adhesion. Gene Ontology annotation, cellular component: membrane; cytoplasm. The coding region runs from base 1 to 1929 and encodes 642 amino acids. Gene Ontology annotation, molecular function: metalloendopeptidase activity. The record is from RefSeq and is a predicted model, not a curated record. NCBI's taxonomy places the organism in Eukaryota, Parabasalia, Trichomonadida, Trichomonadidae.
AUGUUAAUAACAUUAAUAGCCGUAUCAAGAUUCUUUCACAUAUGUGGUCAUGAUGAAUUUCAACGCAAGCAAGCUCCAACUACAGUUAAGGCAAGUUAUAAUUCAAAUACAUCAAAUUUUAGGCCUAAAUUUAUAUUUCCUGACUAUGAUAAUGAUGAAAAAAUCUGCAAAGCCACGGGUUCAACGAUAACAUGGAACGAUAAAACAUAUACUUGUACUGAUGAUGAUCUUUUGACAGAUGGAAAGAAAACAGUCCUUGAAUCUACAAUACAAAAUGCGGGGAGCUAUAUUGCGAAUUUUGUUAGAGCUAGACAACUCACUGGAAGCUUUCCAGCUAAAAACUUCUUAGAUACAGCAAUGACUGAAAGUAUAUUAGGCUCAGUUGCUGACGUUCAGAUUUUUAUAUUUAUUAGACCAUUUGGUGAUGAAUCCAGACAGGCAUUAACUGCAAUCGUUCAAAUUGAUGAGACAACUUCUAGACCAAUACAAUCUGUUAUGUUCAUUAACUCAAAAAAUAUUCCAACCACAUCACAAGACGAAAACUCAGAUAAUUCUAGAAUCUUCUGGUCACUAGCUCACGAAAUGUUGCAUGCAUUCGGAAUUUCAUCUGUAUUAUUCCCGAAGUUCCACACCGUAAGAAACAGUAACCCACAUUCAACGAACAAUACUUAUCGUUCAGGAAAAAGGAAUUUCUUAAUUACGCCAAAUGCACAUAUUUUCGCUAUUAACCAUUAUGACAGAGUCAAUCUUUCCAUUAAUGGCGAAAAGUUCACAUCUGGCAUUGAACUAGAUACAUAUCCCGAAUCAACAAGUUCUCAUCCAAACAUUAGACGCUAUCUCUCUGAUGUACUUGCAGGGGUCAUUGUCCAGCCAACCAGUGGAAAAUUCACUCGUGUUACUGAUGUCACACUUGCUUUCCUCAAAGACUCAGGAUUUUUCGAUGAAGUAAUUUAUACAGAAGCAUCUCCAAUUAUUUACGGUAAUCCUUUAAUUACUGAAGGAACGAGGAAAGGCGAAUAUCUCUCUGAAAUUCCACAGAAAAUAUUCCCUUAUGGUUAUUUUUAUAAUGCUGAAGACUACACUGAUUCUUCUUCAUUUGAUUUCGGAUUUUCAGGGUCUGUGGAUGAUAAACUUCUUGUAAAUGUUACGUGCAAUAGUGAAUAUGCAAUACCGUCAAAAGAAUAUUGCACAUAUGCCUCUUACUACAAUCCAUAUCGUUAUACACAAGUAACAAAUGUUGCAGAGACUAAUUAUAUGCUUCUAAAAUACCCAUUAACGUCAAUGGGUACCGGCGCAAUGAUUCAUGGAAGCAAUUUCAUGUCAGGAACAUAUUCAUGUGCAGAAGAUAAAAAAUCAUUUACAUUAACUUACGUGAAAUCAUUUGGCGGUACAGAUAAAGUAAUUACUUGCAAUCAAAAAGAUACAAUCAAACAAAAAUAUACCAUAAAAAAUAAUAAAAAUGAAGAUAUUGAAUAUUGGUACAAAUGCCCAGAUCCAGGAUAUUUCUGCAGAACAAUGGAACAACGUAAUACUAAUUUCACAAGCGAUCCAUUCGCCGUUCAAGAAACAACCGGCGCUGGUGAUGCAGUCGUAGAUCCAACACCAAAUGGUGAUGAUAAAACUGACAAUGACAAUGGCAAUAAUAACGGCAAUAAUAAUGGUAAUAACAAUGGAAAUAAUGGUGGUAGUAGUGAUAACAAUCAACCAGUUCCUAAACCAACCAGAACGGCGACAGGUUCUGGAAGUGAUUCGAAAGGUGGAAUGAGUGAAAAGACGAAACAAGCGCUCAUUAUUGCUGCGAUUAUUGUUGCUGUUGUUAUUGUAUGUGUACUUAUCAUCGGACUUGCAAUUUGGUACAGAUGUAAGAAGAAUAAGGAAAACAAAGAAGAAGAAAGUCAGUAUUCUGAUUACAGCAGUGAUUCCAUUUAA